Messenger RNA from Dermacentor andersoni, 1356 nucleotides. RefSeq lists its product as uncharacterized. Gene Ontology annotation, molecular function: glycosyltransferase activity. Lineage: Eukaryota; Metazoa; Arthropoda; Arachnida; Ixodida; Ixodidae. The record is from RefSeq and is a predicted model, not a curated record. Gene Ontology annotation, cellular component: cytoplasm.
AUGAUGUGUCCGAGCCAGAACGAGCGGCUUCUGACGAGGUACAUAGACGACUGGGAAGGGCCUCUGAUCCGGCGGCUGCAAAACACCAGCGACGAGGCAAUUUCUCGAGCAGAAUCGACGUCGUGGAGUGUUCUGCUGAAGGACAGGGUCCACGUCUUCUCGGCUUACCUGGCGAACGCUACCAUUUGGGGCAUCCACGUCGUCGGCCUCGUGCGAAGAGACGUCAAGCUGGGCAACUCGUCCUCCUCGCCUACAGGCGCGAUCGAAUGCCUCGUUCGCACCGCCGACGGACAGUCGCUACGAAGGCGCGUGCUCGUGAAAGAAAUGUCGGAAGAGUUCCCCCCCGUGUUCCUCAGGACUCACCUGAUCUGCCCUCUGCAAGACGUUGCUGAACUUCCGGAGCACGCGUCUAUAACUCUCAGAGCCGUUGGGACACCCGAGACUGAACAAGUGCAGCUGCCGGUGCAGAAGCCACCUGCAGCAGCGGCCACCAAAUGCUGCUCCGUGUGCGUGCGACCCGUUCACGGACGAACGGUCAGGCUGUGGGAGGUCGUCGAGUUUGUGACUCACUACAGGAUGAUCGGCGCCGAGUCGUUCUUCUUCUACGACUUGAAUAUGAGUCAAUCCAUGCUGCGGCUGGUGGGGCGACUGCAAGCCGAAGGCUGGGACGUCACACUGGUGCCCUUCAAGUUGACUAUCCCGUACAACGACUCGAACGUCGGCUGGGGCCAGGCCGCGAUGCUGUCGGACUGCGCGUUCCGGUCCCGCUUUAAGACGGAGUACUUCGUGAACGUCGACUUUGACGAACUCGUAGUCCCAAGCGGCAAGUACGGCGGCAACCUGUCGGCCUUAAUCGAGAAUGUCGAAAGCAGGCGGGGCGCGGGCAAAGUGGGCAGCCUCGUUCUGAGGAACCGCGUCUUUUGCUACGAGCACCAAUUGAACCACGACUACGUUCGGCAAGGUGUGCUGCCGCUGCGAUCCAGGAUCCUGAACGCUCAUUCGGGUGUACUCAAUCACAACUUUACGCUCAAGUACAUCGCUCGCGCUCGAGCUGUUUGCUCUGCGGCGAUACAUAGGAUCACCGAGUUCUGUCGCGCGUCCGAAGAAGCGGUCUACGUGGACAGCAACGAGUUAGUGAUCAACCACUACCGCCGGUGCUGCGAUUACGGGGUAGGAAAGGAAAAAAGCUGGGGAGUUGAUCAUCGACAUCCCGGCUACCUCUACGUCGACGACAGCGCCAAAGCAUUGGGCAGUACCUUCGACGGCUUACUACCAUCGAUAGCGAGCACUUGGCUGCGACACGAGUUCGAAGUCAAGGAGGUUUCAGAGGCUGAGAUAAUAAAUACCGAAGAGUAG